Messenger RNA from Dinoponera quadriceps, 374 nucleotides. RefSeq lists its product as uncharacterized. The record is from RefSeq and is a predicted model, not a curated record. Lineage: Eukaryota; Metazoa; Arthropoda; Insecta; Hymenoptera; Formicidae. Bases 4 to 324 code for a protein of 106 amino acids. The transcript is spliced from 2 exons.
UGCAUGGCUCCAAAAGCAUUCUCGAGCGGCAAAACAUUACUUGAUAUCUCCGCAGAUAUUGCCACUUACCAUUUUAAUGAUGGAUUUAAUAAUCUAAUGGCAAAAAUACAAGUAUUAGGAGUUGAUGUGGAUCCAAAUUGUUAUAACUUCUGUGUAGAAGCUGACGCGCGCCGCGUCAAAUUUACAGAACGCAAGAUGUCUGAUGCCGCAAAAGAUGCUCGGAGAGCUUCUAAAUCGUCAGAGAAAGAAGAAGAGGAAGCUAAUUUGGACCUGGAAGGGCAAUUUUAUGGAACAGGUGCGACUGUUCAAGAAAUCUGCUGUUAGCCGCGAAGGAUCUCAAAAAAAGUGACUGCGCACGAGAGGCUGUGCACUCG